AUGUUCUUGACUGAUAGCCUUCCAAAGGCAUCAUCAGUGUAUGAGCCAAUUCUUGACACUGGAUAUGUGCCAGAUAUGCUGCUUCGUAUGGGCAUUCGCUCUCUUCUUGCAAAACGCUCAGCAUCGCUAACCUAUCCAACAGCAUCUGCAGCAGAUCAAACCAAAGCUGCCUAUAUCAAACUUCUUAAAGAUCGAGAGUCUAUUGCUAUUCAUACCAAAGAGGCAAAUGAACAGCACUAUGAACUUCCAACAGAAUUUUUCCAGCUUUGUCUCGGUGAAAGGCUCAAGUAUUCCUCGUGCUUGUUUGAAGAAGGAGCCAAGAGCCUGGAAGAUGCUGAAAAGGCCAUGCUAGAUCUGUACUGUGUACGGUCGGGUGUAAAAGACGGUAUGCGGAUCUUGGAUCUAGGAUGUGGUUGGGGCUCCUUGACUCUGUAUUUAGCAAAUAAAUAUCCCAAAUCUAGCGUUGUGGGGCUUUCCAACUCUGCUUCACAGCGGGACUAUAUUCUUGAUCAAGCAAAACAACGCAGCUUGACUAAUGUCACGAUCCACACUGCAGACAUUGUCGAGUUUGAAAUGGAUGCCGAAUUUGAUCGCAUUUUUUCAAUUGAAAUGUUUGAGCAUAUGAAAAACUAUCAGACUUUGCUUGCAAAAGUAUCCAAAUGGCUUGAACCGAUCAAUGGAAAACUCUUUAUACAUGUUUUUGCUCAUAAAUCCAUGCCCUAUGAUUUCAAAACCGAUGAGGAUAAUUCAUGGAUGGCCAAGUUCUUUUUUACUGGAGGAACCAUGCCGAGUCAAGAUUUGUUUAUGUGGUUUCAACGCGACCUGCAUGUUGUAGAUCGUUGGACAAUUAAUGGGCAGAAUUAUGGGAAAACCAGCCAGGAGUGGCUUCAGCGCAUGGAUCACAAUAAGCAAAAAAUAAUACCUAUUUUUGAAAGCGUGUAUGGGAGUAAAGAGCAAGCCUAUGUUUGGUUUCACCGAUGGCGUCUGUUUUACCUCUCCGUUGCAGAAACGUUCAAUUACAAUGAUGGCGAAGAGUGGUUUGUUGUCAACUACCUGCUUGAACGCAAGUAA
Messenger RNA from Batrachochytrium dendrobatidis JAM81, 1071 nucleotides. RefSeq lists its product as uncharacterized. The transcript is spliced from 4 exons. The coding region runs from base 1 to 1071 and encodes 356 amino acids. The record is from RefSeq and is a predicted model, not a curated record. Lineage: Eukaryota; Fungi; Chytridiomycota; Chytridiomycetes; Rhizophydiales.